Messenger RNA from Brassicogethes aeneus, 2574 nucleotides. The record is from the annotation of a GenBank genome assembly. Lineage: Eukaryota; Metazoa; Arthropoda; Insecta; Coleoptera; Nitidulidae.
CUUAAAGCGCGCUUCAUUCAUACUUUAAACAUGCGACUUUUAAAUUGUUUUUGUGUGCCUGUGAUAAUAGUGAUUUUUUCAAUUUGCCAGGUUAAAGGCAGACCCAACUUCGAGUCAAAAGAUGACCAUCUGAUGCAUUUUAUCCCAAAAAGCCACAUCAGAAAAAGAUCCAUAGAAAAUGAAACGCCAGUAGAAAAAACUACCGAUUAUUGGAGAACGAAUGGACAAUUGGCAGUAAACGAGAGAAUUACAAGAAAACCUAAUAAAAACAUAGCCAAAAAUGUCAUCCUAUUCCUUGGCGAUGGAAUGUCGAUACCUACCAUCAGUGCUGCCAGAAUGUACAUGGGAAAUGAAAAUAAAAAAUUACCAUUCGAUGAAUUCCCCCAUACAGGCCUUUCCAUGACUUAUUGUGUGGACUCGCAAGUGGCCGAUUCCGCCUGUUCGGCCACAGCCUAUUUGGGAGGAGUAAAGGCCAACAUAGGCACUUUGGGAGUAAACGCUAAAGUCAAAAAGGGGGACUGUCUAGGAAUGACAAACUCCAGCAACUUUGUGGACUCCAUAGCACAGUGGUCGCAAAAAAAAGGCAAGAAAACUGGACUAGUCACCACUGCCAGGGUCACCCAUGCUUCCCCAGCAGGUUUAUAUGCCCAUUCGUCUCACAGAGAUUGGGAGGCAGAUUCCAAUGUAUACGAAUCCGAAGAAGAUCCAAAUAUUUGUCACGACAUAGCAUAUCAGUUGGUGAACAAUGCUCCAGGUAACAAUUUAAAUGUUAUCUUGGGUGGAGGACGCGCCCAAUUCUUGCCCAACAAGACCAUAGAUGAGGAGGGAGUUAACGGGAAUAGAACUGACGGGGUGAAUUUGAUACAGCAGUGGUUGGGUGAUAAAGUUAUGGUAGGAGACAAGGCGCAAUAUGUGUGGAACAAGCAACAACUACAAGGGAUCGUGCCGGAUACCGACUACGUUUUAGGGUUAUUCUCCGAUGAUCACAUGCCUUUCAAUCUGGAAAGAAACGCCACUCUAACCCCGUCGCUGGAAGAAAUGACCGAAACCGCCAUACGACUCUUGGACAACACUGAAGAGGGGUACUUUCUUUUCGUAGAAGGCGCGAGGAUAGACAUGGGGCACCACCAAACGCAAGCUAGGAAGGCCCUGGACGAAACGGCUGAGUUUGCGAAAGCUAUCAAGAAAGCCAUGGAUCUAACGGAUGUAGAAGACACUCUCAUUGUGGUGACGUCCGAUCAUGCUCACACUAUGUCGUUUAGCGGGUACCCCGCAAGAGGUAACGACAUUUUGGGUUAUGCUGGGCAGGAUAUGGACGGUUACCUAUACACCACGCUCAACUAUGCUAAUGGUUUGGGGUACAACAUCAUGGAUGAUUCCGGAAAUAGACAUGACUUCGCCAAAGAUGAUCUAACUGAUAUUAACUAUAGAUACCCGGUAAUCUACCCCAUGGCCUAUGAAACCCACGGAGGUGACGACGUUGGUAUAUUUGCUAGAGGCCCAUGGUCCCAUCUCUUCACUGGAGUGAUGGAGGAAAAUGUAAUACCCCAUCUAAUGGCUUUUGCGUCCUGCGUCAGCAAUGGUAUUACAGCUUGUGAUAGCUUAAAAGAAGCACAUUAAUGCGCCAUUUAUAUUUAUAUAUAAAUAUAGGGUGUCACCAAAUAGAUUGUCAAAUGAUAGAAGAAAAACUUUCUUAAUUUGAUUUGUACUAUCAUCAUGACAAUUUAUUAGGUGGCCCUGUAUAUAUAUAUAUAUGGGUGAUUCUACAAAAGUUGGGCAACUUUUGACUUCAUUUUGUUUGAAUAGUUUUCGGAGAAAAUUAAACAGUAUUUUGUUAUGAGAACAUAGAUAAUAUAAUAAAUAUACUGUUCCAGACCGGGCCAGUAACUUUUUCAAACAGUUUCUGAAAUAUCUGUGUUUUCUAAAUUUGAAUGCAAGGGAAGUGACGAGUAUACCAGGGUACUAAUUAAAUACAUAUUUUAUUGGAAAAUAUAAGAUUUAUUGCAAAUAAAUACAUUAAAUAUCUUAAAAUCAAAUAACACCACACAUCAGUGGCGGCUGGUGGAUUUUGGGUAUACCGAUAUCUCAAUUAUUAGAUAUGGGACCCACACCAAAUUUAUAUGAGUUUAUAAUGACACUAAAUAAACAAGAUCUGCGCAAGCAGAAUUUAAAUUAAAGUUUGCGAAAAAAAGAUAACCGAAACAUCGAACAUGGAACUGACGACACGGUACUGAUGAAUGGGAUACAAAUUUGAGAUUAUAAUUCGGAAUUAAGUAUUUUACUGAUAUUUUUUAUUAGUGGAUGCUACUUAUCAACCAAUCACAUGUAGCCUUAUAUAAAUUACAAUGAAAUAUAUAUAUAUAUACUACUAUACAGUACUGAAAUUUUGACUGGAACUAUACGUGCAUUCACCACAACUUCGCCGCUUGCAUUGUUUUCAAGAUGACUGUCGUGCAAAGGGCGGGCUCUGUAGGUAAUUUUUUACCAACACUUGAGUUAAAACGAGGACUUGACGUUUAAACUUCAAUAUUUCGCAGGAAUUUUGAAUUUUAACAUUGGACAUAGAACUGACGG